UAAUCUGAAGUAAUGACGAAGAUAAGUCCUGAAUUUGAAGUGAAUUUCACAACAGGGGGGGUUCUUUCAGUUUCAGCUGAUGUCAGCUUCAUUUCUAAUGGUUUCCCGAAGUACAAAUUAGGACCUGAUAAUCAGAUACUGGACGAGCCGAAGGGUGGUAGCGAUGGUCCAUCCUUAAAAGAGGUAGUGGAAGAAGAAACCAACCAAUUGUCAGAGCAGCAUAAACGCCUUUCAGUUCGCGACCUUGCCAGUAAAUUUGAUAAGAACUUGGCUGCCGCUGCUAAAUUGUCUGAAGAGGCAAACAUUAGAGAAGUGGCUUCUUUGGAAGGACAUGUUCUUUUGAAGAAGCUUAGAGAUGCAUUGGAAUAUUUGAGAGGGCUUUUAGCAGGGAGAAACAAGGAGGAUGUGGAGGAAGCUAUUUCAAUGGUGGAAGCUUUAGCUGUAAAGUUGACUCAAAAGGAAGGAGAAUUGAUACAGGACAAGUUUGAAGUGAAAAAGCUAGCCAGCUUUCUCAAACAGACUUCUGAGGAUGCUAAAAAGCUGGUCAACCAAGAGAAAUCUUUUGCCUGUGCUGAAAUUGAAAGUGCAAGGGGAAUAGUCAAAAGAAUUGGAGAGGCUCUUGAAGAACGAAGCAGAGCUACAGAAGAUCCUAAAAAACAGGAUGUGGAGGAACUAGUUGAGGUGGUCCAGGAAGCUAGGAGAAUUAAAUUGAUGCAUCAGCCAAGCAAGGUCAUGGAUAUGGAACAUGAGCUUCGUGCAUUACGAACACAGAUUCGAGAAAAAUGCAUAGUCUCAGUGAAGCUUCAGAAAGAGCUGGCAGUGAGCAAGAGGGCAGAGGAAAACAAAGCUCGUGGAUGUGCUAUAGUUGGUUCUGAGACUCUAGGUUCGUAUCUGCAAAUCCAACCUUGCUCAGAAAAUGCUCCACAGCUUUCAAGCUGUUCAAUCCAGUGGUAUCGUGUUUCACCAGAUGGCAGCUUGAAUGAAGCUAUUUCAGGUGCCAAUAAAUUAGGUUAUGCUCCAGAGCCUUUGGAUGUUGGAAGAACCUUAGGUGCAGACAUUAUUUCCAGUGUUAAAAAAGUGACCGUUACGACUGCUGGCCCAAUUGAUCCUGCGGCAGGACUUGAAAGCUACAUAGACACACUUCUGCGAAAAUCUAACACGGAAUUUCAUGUUGUUAUUUCACAAAUGAAUGGCCGUGAUUUUCCAUCACGUUCUGUUCAUGUCUUUCAUGUGGGGAAGGUGAGGAUGAAGCUAUGCAGAGGAUGGAUUACAAAGUCUAGAGAAAUAUAUUCCUCAUCGAUGCAGCUAUGUGGCGCUAGAGGAGAUGUUGCUAAUGCGACCAAGGGAGUGUAUUGGCAACCAAGGAAGGGUCUUUCAUUUGUAUUAACUUUUGAGUCGGAGCAAGAUAGAAACGCAGCAAUACUCCUUGCCAGGAAAUAUGCUCUUGAUUGCAAUGCCUUGCUUGCUGGACCAGAUGAUAGAGUAUAGAGGGAAGGCCGACUGAGUUUGCAAAUGUGUGUACAAUCAGGAAUUAGAGGUUGAGUGUGUGUUGUGUGUAUGUGUGACUGCAUGUUUGUUUAUUCACGAAUCACUGUAUUGGGUGUCUACUAAUUCGGGUUGCAUCAUUUAGGCAGUGUUUUUGUUUGCCUAAUUAGCGUUGAGACGGUCUGAGUUGUAACAAGUUUCUUUCUCUAUUCUUUUGUUUGUUGGUAAGAGGUUUUAACAAGUUUUCAAUUCAUUAUUAAUUGGUUCUUUGUGGCUGAUUUGCUUA
Messenger RNA from Argentina anserina (silverweed cinquefoil), 1771 nucleotides. Its product is annotated as stomatal closure-related actin-binding protein 3. Gene Ontology annotation, biological process: regulation of stomatal movement; actin filament organization. The coding region runs from base 13 to 1488 and encodes 491 amino acids. Gene Ontology annotation, molecular function: actin binding. Lineage: Eukaryota; Viridiplantae; Streptophyta; Magnoliopsida; Rosales; Rosaceae. The record is from RefSeq and is a predicted model, not a curated record. The transcript has 12 exons.